Molecule: messenger RNA, 930 nt
Organism: Anolis sagrei ordinatus
Lineage: Eukaryota; Metazoa; Chordata; Lepidosauria; Squamata; Anolidae
Product: olfactory receptor 14L1-like
Biological process (GO): G protein-coupled receptor signaling pathway
Cellular component (GO): membrane
Molecular function (GO): odorant binding; olfactory receptor activity; G protein-coupled receptor activity
Source: RefSeq, a predicted model, not a curated record
AUGGAUAAUCAGUCUUCUGUCUCUGAAUUUCUACUCCUUGGAUUCUCAGAAAUCUGGGAACGAAAGAUUAUGCAUUUCACCCUGUUCCUGAUUUUGUACCUUACAACUGUAGCAGGGAAUGCUGUCAUCAUCUCUGCAGUAGCACUGGACUAUCAUUUGCAUACCCCCUUGUACUUCUUUCUGAUGAACCUGGCAAUUCAGGACCUAGGGGCUGUUUCAGUUACUAUCCCCAAAUAUAUUAUUAGUGCUUUUAUAAAUGAUAGACAUAUUUCUUAUGUGGGAUGUGUGGUUCAAGUCUUUUUCUUUAUCUUCUUUAUAGGCUGUGAUAUUGCUCUACUUACAGUCAUGGCAUAUGACCGCUAUGUUGCUAUUUGCAAUCCAUUACAGUAUGAAAUGAUCAUGAACAGAAGAGCCUGCACACAAAUUGUAGUUAGUGCAUGGUUUGCCGCCCUUCUCAAUGCCAUAUUGCAUACUGGUGCGACUUUUGCAACCCCUUUCUGUUCAAACGUUGUCAAUCAGUUCUUCUGUGAAAUCCCACAAUUACUUAAGCUUGCCUGCCCUGACUUAUAUCAAAUUGAAAUAGGAGCUAUUGCAUUUAGUUUUGCGACUUGGCUUAGCUGUUUCAUCUUUAUUAUUGUAACAUAUGUGUACAUUUUCACUGCUGUUCUGAAGAUUCCUUCUGUUCAGGGAAGGCAAAGAGCUUUCUCAACAUGCAUACCCCACCUCAUUGUUGUCUCUGUGUUUUCAUUGACCUCUGGCCUUGCCUACCUGAGGCCCACUUCUAGCACACCAUCAACUCUGGAUCUGCUAUUUACCAUAAUGUAUUGUAUUCUGCCACCUAUGCUGAAUCCUUUAAUCUACAGCAUUAGAAAUACAAACAUCAGGGUUUCUCUGUCAAGACUUUUAGGCUCAAGGUCAUCAGUCAAGUAA